Branchiostoma floridae (Florida lancelet) is the source of this 1106-nucleotide messenger RNA. RefSeq names its product pyridoxal phosphate phosphatase PHOSPHO2-like. The coding region runs from base 173 to 907 and encodes 244 amino acids. The record is from RefSeq and is a predicted model, not a curated record. The transcript has 2 exons. Gene Ontology annotation, molecular function: phosphatase activity. NCBI's taxonomy places the organism in Eukaryota, Metazoa, Chordata, Leptocardii, Amphioxiformes, Branchiostomatidae.
ACUUUGACCCAACAUGGCGGCAUAACCGGGCAAGAACAGGCUUUUCUUGUUCCUCUUCUCAUGUAACUUCUCGGCCCCAUUUCGAGUGGAAUUUUCUCCGGUGUCUGUUGAGCGAAGAGUAUCAGGAGUCAGGUGUGGUUUCCCUCACAGCUACCCUGUGAUUUAAGGAGUUAUGGCGACUGGUACGGAGAAAGUUCUGGCCGUGUUCGACUUCGACCGCACCAUCAUAGACUGUAACAGUGAUGACUGGGUAGCGAAUAGUCUCUGCCCUGGAGGAGAACCACCUAAAGAGCUCUGGCAGAGAUAUCGCAGCGGGCUCUUCAUGGAGGCACUUGAGGACCUCCUGCAGAUUCUUCACGACAAUGGCGUUUCCUCCCAAGACAUCCUUGACGUCAUGACGACAGCUCCUUACACCGCUGGGAUGAAAGACGUCUUGAAGUUCCUUGGCGGGAAUCGUGACGCGUUCGAUUGCAUCGUGAUGUCAGGAACGAACGAACUCUUCCUGGAAGCUGCUUUAAAAGCAGACGGGGUGGACAGAUCGGUCAUUGACAAGGUUUACACCAACUAUGGUCAUAUUGAUGAUAAAGGGAGGAUGCACGUGAAAUCCUACCACGACCGACUCUGUACUUGCUCUGUAGAUAUAUGCAAGGGCGUUCUGCUGCCUGAAUAUGUAAAAGAACAAGCACAGGAAGGCGUGACGUACACAAAAGUUGUGUACGUGGGUGAUGGCGUCAACGAUUUAUGCCCCUGUAAAGGCCUUGGACCGUCCGAUGUAGUGAUGCCCAGAAAGGGAUAUAAACUCAUAGAGAAGAUAGAAGAACUAACUCCUGAGAACAAGCUCAAGGCAGAAAUUAUUCCGUGGGAACACGGCUCAGAAGUCUUGGCCGUUCUUGAAGGUUUUCUGUAACCUUAUACAAAUGUAUUAUAUAUAGUCAGUGUCGUGGGAAAUUCUAGGUGCUUUUAGUUUCUCUGUGCAUCUGUCAUAGUUAUUAUUUGUUGACUGUUUAACAACUUCUCAGUGUGUGUUUUAGGUAGGAAUGUAUGAAGGGGAGUGGCAAUGUUUUUGUGUUCAUUAAAGACUUUAAAGGGUCUAUUGCUUAUCAUUA